GACCGUCGACGCACCAAUUAACCAGUUCUUCGUUGUUUUUCGACGGAAUUCGCAUCGCGUUUAAUAAAACGUUUCAAUUAUCCGAGGCUACCGAAAAAAUUCCUACUCAAUUCCAUCAUUCCACAACAAAAUAAUUAGACUAAUUACUUAAUUCAUCAACCAAGUGGUCAGUUCGAUAAAUAAAAAAAAAUGUAAUGUCAUAACAAUGACUGAUAAAAAAACCAUCAGUCUAUUGAUUUUGUAAUUAAUUAAGAAAUAACCUGGAGUUAUCUGUGAACUAGUAUUAUCUCGAAAUUUCUAGAAUGGGGGAAAUGUCACAAUUCGUAAUUACACUUGUGAUUAUUAUGAUUGUAACAGCUGUGGAUGCAAUUAAAUUCUCGGAAAGUCAUCGGAUGACAAGUCAUGGUCCAGUAGAUCCGAGGAUCAUCUCAAGGAGUCGUCGGAGUCUCUCAGAUAAAUCGGUAGUCAUUUCCCUGGGGAACUGGACCCUGAAAAAUCAAUUAGACACAUCAUUAAUUAUUCCAAACCACGCGGAGAUCAAUUACGUCACCUCGACGGUGACGGUGUCAUCAAAAAUUUCGGGUGUCAGUUGUGAGAAUUAUCGGGGUAGCGUUGAGGGGAUAAAAAAAUCAUUCGCGAUCCUGACGAUUUGUGGUGAUGAUUUUUACGUAGUUUUUAGCGUUGACGAUCGAAAUUUUGUUGUGGAGCCGCGGAUAAAUGGACGUCAUCUUCUCGGUGAGAUUGAGGGUAGAAGGGGGAGGCGGGAGGCGGGAGAUUUUUGGAAUUUGAAGGGAGAUACUUUCGAGAUAAAUGAUAAGGGAGAGGCUGAGGACAUACGCGACGGCGAGGGAGAGAAUUUUUUUUCCGCUCGCACCUGGACAAGAACCAACGGCACGAGUCGAGGUAAUGGAGCUUCAAUUCGAGAAUUAUCCCAGCGAUGGUUGGAGCUGGGUAUCGCUGUUGAUUAUUCAGUGGUGGAGUUUCACGGGGACAGGGUGGAGCAGUAUGUGCUUGCACUACUCAACAUCGUGGGGGCGAUUUACAGAGAUCCGUCACUGGGGGCUAAUCUGUCAUUGGUGGUCGUCAAGAUUUUCUUUUACGAGGACAAAAAAGAUGGAGUGGUACAUCGGGGGAAUGCGAGGACAUCCUUGGAGAACGUCAACAGGUGGAAUCGAAAGGUGUUAUCAUCCCUGAAGACCGAGGGUCACGAUGUCGCUGUCUGGCUUACUCGAUUGGAUAUCGGUGGUCCAUCCGGUUAUGCCCCAGUUUCAGGUGCUUGUGAUCCAGCUAGAUCCUGCGCCCUGAAUCGCGACGAGGGUCUCACCAGCGCCUUCAUCAUCGCCCACGAAAUCGCCCACAUUUUGGGCUUGACCCACGAUGGAGAUGAGUCCGCGGAUAAUUUCUGCGGGAAUGAGGCACAUGUUGGCAGUGUCAUGGCACCCAUGGUUGCAGCGACUUUCCACCGGUUCCACUGGUCCUCGUGUUCCAGGAGAGAGUUCAUUCACAGGGCUAAAGAAUGGAAAUGUUUGAAUAAUCCUCCGAGCAUUGGAAAUUUAACUCAGCUGAAAUCAACUUCUCAUGAGACAUUUACGAUGGACGAACAGUGUCGAAUGGAAUUUGGGAAUGGAUUUCAUCUCUGCAAUAGUCCCGAGUUGCAAAAUCUCUGUUCUCACCUGUGGUGUGCCCACAGGUCGAGUGAGAAAUUCUGCAAAACGAAGAAAGGGCCUCCCCUGGAGGGCACCUCCUGCGGAAAAAAUAAAUGGUGCAUAAGUGGCUUUUGCGAGGAGAUCGAUCGUACCGAGUUUACCCUGGAGCAAGUGAAGAGUAAACCGAGAGACGGUGGCUGGAGCACGUGGACUCCCUGGGGAAAAUGUUCCAGAACCUGUGGAGUUGGUGUUAGACUUCGUUAUCGCCUGUGCAACUAUCCAACACUUGCGUUUGGGGGCAACGACUGCACCGGAGAUAAACAGGAAUUCAAGAUCUGCGAGCAAUCAGACUGUCCAAUCGGCAGUGAUAUCAGAAAGGAACAAUGCUCGAGGCUUUUGAGCUUUGAGAGGAGUCCAGCCAGACGCAGGAUUACAGACAGGAUUUCUCUACUAUCCAGCGAGGAUGAUGACACUGAAAAAUGUAUGUUGACCUGUCGGAGUGAUCAGACCAAUCGGAUUUAUCAGUCCGAUGAUUUUUUUAUCGAUGGAACUCCGUGUGCCUAUGGUUCCACCGAUAUCUGCAUUCAGUUACAGGGAGAGUGUCGUAAAAUGAGCUGCGAUAAUAUCCUCAAUUCUCCGGGAGCAUUCGAUGCCUGUGGAGUUUGCAGGGGUGACAAUUCCACCUGUAUCAGAAUCAGUAACAAGUUUCACCGCAAGAUUCGAAGAGUUACAACUCGAGCUGCAGUCCUUCCAAAAAAUGCCCACGAUAUAAAUGUGCAAGUUGGAUUGAAUAUUUCGGGGAAAGUGAAUGAAACUUUCAAAAUUGUCAUUCGAGAUAGGAACAGACGAAAGCACGAGGUGCUUUUCGAUUCUCUGAUUGUCGAAGGGACUUUAUUCCGAAUUCAGAAGUAUCAAAAUAAUUUUACAAUCACCGGAAAGGGGUCGACACAGGCAGAAGUCAUCAUUUCGAUAGUUGUACCCGAGACUGUGGUGAGAGGGUCAUCCAUUUCAGUUACCCUGAAAUAUUUGACUGACGGUGAGGAUAAGGGGAGGAUCGAUAAAUAUUCAUGGGUUCCUGGAGGCUGGAGUCCUUGCUCGGUCAGUUGUGGUGGUGGUGUACGUCAGAAGAUCACUGCCUGCAGGAAUGAUGAGAACGGGAGAAUUGUUCAUAAAACGAGGUGCCAGUCCAUUACCAAACCACUGGGUGAAGCUGAGAGGUGCAAUGUAUUCAGCUGCGAGUUCAAGUGGAUCAUCGGUCCCUGGGAGAGAUGUACUCACAGCUGUGGAGCCCUAGGUGUCCAGCAGAGACAACUCUACUGCGUUCACUCAUCCUUUCCCUUCGAAACCCUCACCAAGGACAACCAAAUUCGACUUUCCAAGUCCCUCCUAUCCCCGAGUCUCUGCAAAGAUCAUCUCCAGCCUGAGACUCACCAGGACUGCAACAGGAUCCCCUGCAGGGAGUCCUGGGUCAUCUAUUAACUUUAUUUGUAUCAAUUGUAAAAGGAAAAACCAAAAGAUUUUCUUUCUUUAAUAGAAUUUUUAACGAAAAACAAAA
Molecule: messenger RNA, 3201 nt
Organism: Fopius arisanus
Lineage: Eukaryota; Metazoa; Arthropoda; Insecta; Hymenoptera; Braconidae
Product: A disintegrin and metalloproteinase with thrombospondin motifs 2
Exons: 14
Coding region: 303-3125 (940 amino acids)
Biological process (GO): proteolysis; extracellular matrix organization
Cellular component (GO): extracellular matrix
Molecular function (GO): metalloendopeptidase activity
Source: RefSeq, a predicted model, not a curated record